GUGCAAAAGUUUAGUCAAGCUGGCAGAGGCCAACAGCUAAGACAGAUACGGAUACAGAGAAAAUAAGUUGAUAUCAAAAGUUUGAUAAGACUCAUCGGGCCUUGUGUAGAGCAAUGGUCACUCUCAAAAGUGAACAAACAACUUCCUGAAAGGACAAACAGUUUUCUGCUGUCUGAGCUGAGCUGGAAAAAGAGACAGGGGGACUUCCUUAUUUGAGCUGGAAGCUACAUUGAAUGUUAUGGUGCCUAGAACUCCACGCGGACCAACUGUGUCAACGACAACAUUCACAUCUCUCUUCAACAACUCCAGUUAUUUAAAGAAAUGAAGAAAAAUAUGCUUCACUGAUAAAAAAUAAAUAAACUGAAGGUUGACUGUUUAGUAAAACCAAUAAUGAGUCACACAGGACAAGAAAAUCCGGGGACAGGACUAAGAGACGCCCUCGACAUUCUAGUUAAAGCACCUUCAGAGCGACUGCUAAGCCUGACAUUCAAGUUGGGUGAGUCUCCAGAAGAUAAAAUCAUACACGCCAUGUGUCUGAUCGUUCUCCAGAGAGGGGCGCAGGCUCUGGAAAAACUCCAGACUCUCAGAGAAAACCACCUCGCUAACCAUCUGGCUGAAAAAUGGCGGCUGAGCGGAGGUAAAUUAGAAGAUUUCAGUGUCCACUGUGGUGAUUCUAAAGGGUUCACUGGAGAAUCUUCACUGGCGGCUUUGGCACGCAUUUUUAAGGUUUUGUCCGAACAGAGGCUGUGUGACACACUUCUGAGAAAUCUGGCGUACAAGAGAGCCGUUUCCAGUGAUGACAAAAAGACGAGCAGCAAUGGCGAUCUGGAGUAUUUUCAGCUCAGAGAUGAAGCUAAGGAGGUCUGUGGGCCUGAGUUUGCAGAGUGGCUAUGCUCCGCUCCAGGGCCCGAUUCGGAGUCUAACAGUGAUCCUCUUAGAAGUCCAAGUGAAGCAAACACAGCUUUAAAAGUGAGUCCUUCUCAAGAUCAGUCAGAGAGAGGACACGAUCUGCCCAGCCCACUGCAGGCAAGCUGCUCCAUGCCCUCAUACCCCACUCAUCUCGAGAUCAGCGUACCUGCAACCGCCUCUUUUCAAGAUGACAAAAGAACUCCAGAAACAUCAGAGGAACCCAAAAUAAACUCCCCCGAUCCAAUUCCUGGACAAUCAGAUACCUUGAAAUCUACUGAUCAUCCAGAGUUUGUCGAAAAGCAAAACCCAAAAAAGGUUGACAAAUCAGCGGCAGAGAGCAAGAAGUUGGACAUUCUUAUCCAUCCAACUACAAACAAAACCACCAAACCAACCACAGCACCUACAUCAGAUUUACCUGGUUCAACACACAUUAACCUGCCAAAGAUGGCAGCUGCAAACGCUAUGCAAAGGAGUGAUAGUACUGAGGAGGAAGAAGAGGAAACAUUUUAUGCAUUUGUUAUCUUGCAUGCACCAGAGGAUGAAGAUGUAGCCGAGAGCAUGAAGGAGAAACUGGAAAUAGUCACUGGUUCCGAUGGCGCAAUCUUCUGCGAUGACUUUGACGUCGCUGGAAAGAGCACUUUGAGGUGUGUGGAGGAUGCCAUCAACAACUCAGCCUUCACUCUCCUGCUGCUCACUCGCAACUUCAACACUCCCAUGAAGGAGGUGGAGGCAGACUCGGCCCUCAUCAACUCCAUCCACAAGAAACACAAGUACAACACGGUGAUCCCUGUGCUUCCACGGGAGAACUUCAUGUCCAGAGAGGACAUACCUUUAGUUCUGCGCACAAAAACGACUCUUGAGGAAAACAAAAACUUUGAGAAAAGAGUGAAAAAGGCCAUGACUCCAGCAGUCAUUAAAAGACAGAGGAAGAUGUGGACUGAGGAGCAGACGCUGAAGAUGCAGAAGAAGAAACAGGAGAGGCUACAGCGAUCGAACCAGAACCGAAAGCAGCUGCUUGAAGAAAGUAAAGCGCUGAAGUUGUUGGAAAAAGAAAAACUCGACCUUUUGCUGGCGCAAAAACUUCUUCUGAAUCCCGAUUUGCCUCCUGAGCAGGACGACAAGGCUCGGUGGCAUCAGCAGCCAAAUAUUCAUAUUAAUAAUGCUAACUAUGUUAUGAUCGGUAAUGACUCUCGAAUGACUGUGGGAUUUCCUGGAGGUGCAGACAACGAUGAUUCCAUGUACACAGAGGAGGACGAGGAGUGAUGAAGAUGGACAAUUAUCUGUAGAAAAUUCAGAAAUAGGCUAAUCAUAUUUUUUUAGAACACUAAAAUGUUAAUGCUGAAAAAAAACCACUGUGAGGACAUCACUGCAGAUUGUGUCAUUGUUUUUAAACGUGAACAACUCAAUAAAACUGACAAAAG
Molecule: messenger RNA, 2330 nt
Organism: Labrus mixtus (cuckoo wrasse)
Lineage: Eukaryota; Metazoa; Chordata; Actinopteri; Labriformes; Labridae
Gene: ticam1
Product: TIR domain containing adaptor molecule 1
Exons: 2
Coding region: 391-2172 (593 amino acids)
Biological process (GO): positive regulation of myeloid dendritic cell cytokine production; positive regulation of canonical NF-kappaB signal transduction; lipopolysaccharide-mediated signaling pathway
Molecular function (GO): protein kinase binding
Source: RefSeq, a predicted model, not a curated record